AGGCGCCUGGGUUACAUAAAUGCGACCGGGGUGGGGCAACGCCAAAGGCUGAGCCUUUGCUCAGCCUCGACGGCUGUUCCUCAUUUACCGCCCCGCUCUCCUCGCAUUGAAAUUAAUGUGCUGUACUCUAAUCCUCGUUGCAUCAUCAUGUCUGGGGUCGAGAUCGCUGGCCUUGUGUUCGGCAUCGUUCCGAUCGUUGUGGAGACCUUGAGAUCAUACUCUUUCAUCAAGGAUAAGCUACAUACAUGUCGACAUUACUCCGACGAGGUUGAGGAGGUUUCUGCACGACUAGGCAGCUCUCGAACAAACUUCAACAACGAGGUUCAGCUUCUUCGCCAAUGCCUGAAAGGGAAGGAGCAGACUGGAGGACUCGAUGACGACGUGACUGCGGCACUUGAGGAGAGCUACAAGUCCUGCAUCAAGACGAUAGAUAGAACGAAAAGGAUUCUUGACAAGAUGAAGACUGAGAUGGCGGUGUUUGAUGAACUGUUGAUGAAGAAGUCACAGGGGAGCUCUGUCAAAAGAUUGCGCACGAUCAUCAAGAUAACCUUCAACGAGUCCAAAUAUGAGAAGUUGCUCAGCAGGCUACGAGAGAGAAACAAUGAGCUGAGCGCUUUCCGUUUGCAAAUAGAAGCUCUCAAACAGCCAGGCCUUCAAGCAGGAGGCAUCUUUAUUCAGCACAAACCUCUCCCAACCGAGUUUUGCACAGUACAGCAUGCAUCCCGUCAGCUACAUGCUGCCUUGAGCGAGACUUGGUACUGUGAUAGUGUUGCACAACGGGGCCAUCACGCAAAACUCUGCAUUGAUGCCGAGGUGGCUAACGAGGUCCAACUCGAUAUUGCGAUCUCAUGUCAAGAGCUCCAAAGCGGAGAAGAGUCAUGUAGCUUGGACACACAGGCCCACAUAUGGUUGUACGUACAAACUUCGGCUGUUUCAACCCCGAAGCAUACGAUUGUCGAGGCAACCCAGGCAGGUAGUCAAUCACCACUUACGAUCUGUGACCCUUUGAAUGACAGAACGAAACAUUUGAAGAAGAAGGCUUCUUCAGAUCCGUGGGUUCGAAGAAAGAAAGCUAAACAUGUCCAAUGGGCCACACUUCCGAAUGCAAUAUCGGCCGAUCCAAUAACCUCUCGCAAUGUGAUAGAGACUAUUACGGAUCUGAGUCAGACUAGAAACAUGUGUGAAUUCUUAAAAAGAAGCCAUUCUAGCCGAGAUUCCUCACACGGACCCCACUGCGUGGGCUAUCUUCACGAUUCGUGCUUGUACAAGCAUUCGUUUUACUUCCGGGACGCAGCGACGAGACCGGAACUACAAGAACCUAUUGGAUCAAAAGCGUAUUCUGUCGAGGAUGCGCUGAAGCAGGAUGUUUACGAUGCCAUCGGAAUCGUGGAUCAGCUCCGGAUGGCUCACAAGGUGGCCCGCGCAGUCCUACAAUACAACGAAACGCCCUGGCUUCCAUCUCACUGGCGUCUCCUUGAUGUGAAAUAUCUUGGAACAGAGGUCACUAUGGACUCUGUUGCGUUGAAGACACUGCAUCUAAGUUCCGAAAUUAUGAAGCAACCCGAUGCAGCACGCAUGCAAGGUGUGCGGCUUGCAAAGGAUGCAACCACUAGUCAGAUCAAACAAGGGAUCACGAAUUCGACACUCUUCUGCCUCGGGGUAGCUCUGCUUGAGAUUGCAUACUGGUCGCCGAUUGAAGGAAAGAUGACGGAAGAUGAUGAGAGCAACCCAGUUCUCACUGCCCGUCGACUCCAAAAAGAUCGAGCACCACCGCUUGGUAUUGAGUAUCAGAGUAUCGCUAAGAAAUGUCUUUGGUGCGAUUUCGGCUUCGGUGAUCAGCUCAGUGAAACGGGUCUACAGUCAGCGGUUUACACUAACGUAGUGUGAGAGCUUGAGGAGUUGAUUGUAAAGUUCACUAAGCUUGGUAUCAAAUAAGUUCUUUGAUACCAAAACUAGGCGCAAUGACUACGGCUGACUGGCAAGUGAUCGUGCCAAUACAGUCCAAAUCAGACAUAAGAGCUGGGUUAGAUCGUGCCGCGGUAGAGCAAAGCUAAGAAACUUGCGGGGGGAUCUUGAACGGAGAAUCGAUUAUUGUGCAAUUUCGAUGUAGUUGAUGAUGAUUUCACCAGAAGUGUUAAUCAUGCUUCCUCUAUCUACACAAUCCCUGCCGCCUCAAGCCCCGACAAUCUUCGAUAGCUUCCAGGGAUGUUAUAUCUCUCCUCCCCCGACACCCCGAGGUAGAUUUGGGCCCACAGAACAGAAUCCAGCUUGAAUAAUGAG
Boeremia exigua is the source of this 2280-nucleotide messenger RNA. RefSeq lists its product as uncharacterized. The coding region runs from base 148 to 1887 and encodes 579 amino acids. The transcript has 3 exons. NCBI's taxonomy places the organism in Eukaryota, Fungi, Ascomycota, Dothideomycetes, Pleosporales, Didymellaceae. The record is from RefSeq and is a predicted model, not a curated record.